Adineta steineri is the source of this 1087-nucleotide messenger RNA. The record is from the annotation of a GenBank genome assembly. NCBI's taxonomy places the organism in Eukaryota, Metazoa, Rotifera, Eurotatoria, Adinetida, Adinetidae.
AUGUCUGCAUCAAAUACUGACAAAAAUCAACUUGUACUUGGCUACUGGUCAAUUCGUGGAUUAGUUGAACCAACUCGUUUGGCUUUACAUUAUUCUAAUACACCUUAUACAGAAAAAUUUUAUGAACAAGGUGAAGGUCCAGAAUUUAGUCGAGAAGAAUGGCUUAGCGAAAAACAAAAUCUUGGCCUUGAUUUUCCAAAUUUACCAUAUUUAUUUGAUGGUGAUUUGAAAAUGACUCAAUCAAAAGCUAUUUUAUAUUAUAUUGGACGAAAAGCAAAUCUUAUGGGAAAGACUCCAACUGAAGAAGCACAUGUAAUGAUGUUAUGUGAACAAGCUCAUGAUUUUCGAAUGAAAAUAGGCAGCGUAUUCUAUGGUCCAGAAGGAGCAACAAAAGAAGGAAGAAAAAAUUGCGUUGAUAAAGUUAUAUCUGAAGAAUUGAAAAAAUUUGAUGAUUAUUUUGGAAAACAUAAAACUAAAUUUGCUGUUGGUGAUCAUCCAACAGUAGCUGAUUUUCAAUUAUAUGACUAUAUCGAUGCUGGUCUAGCAAUGGAUGAAGAACAUACUUUAAUUGAUAAACUUCCUAAUAUCAAACAAUUUUUGAAAACAAUUCGUGAAUUACCAAGAGUAGGAGAUUAUAUUGCUAAAGCACAUACUCAAUUACCACUUAAUGCUAAAGAUCCAACACCAAUUGCACGAACUCUACAAAAAGUUUUUCAAGACAAGAAAAAAGAGAUUGAAGAAAGAAGAUUGCUUAUUCUUCUUGCUACUGAUGGAGAACCACCGGACGAUUAUGGUAAUGUAAAAAUAGAUGAAUUACGACGAAUUCUCGAAGAAGAACGUAAACAUCCUAAACGAGUCCCAGUUUCAAUUAUUGCUUGUAUAGAUGAUAAAGCUUCUAUGUUAUAUUUAAAUAAUUGGGAUAAAGAAAUUCUAAAUCUUGAUGUAGUCGAUGAUUACAAAAGUGAAAAAAAAGAAAUUCAUGAACGUAAGGGGCAGACAUAUGCAUUCAGUUUUGGUGAUGUGCGUUGUCCUAUUCAUAGAAUAAUAAUAAAUUUAUAUUAUAUUUAGUAUAUUGUUAAAAUUCUUA